Anguilla anguilla (European eel) is the source of this 3325-nucleotide messenger RNA. It is a transcript of the gene ttll7, whose product is annotated as tubulin tyrosine ligase-like family, member 7. The record is from RefSeq and is a predicted model, not a curated record. Lineage: Eukaryota; Metazoa; Chordata; Actinopteri; Anguilliformes; Anguillidae. Gene Ontology annotation, cellular component: cilium. The transcript is spliced from 21 exons. The coding region runs from base 370 to 3099 and encodes 909 amino acids. Gene Ontology annotation, biological process: protein polyglutamylation; microtubule cytoskeleton organization. Gene Ontology annotation, molecular function: tubulin binding; tubulin-glutamic acid ligase activity.
GGGAGCUUUAACCCUCAAUUUUCAGUGGUAGUGAGUUGUAAAACCUAAAAAGGACGGUUCAUUGGAAGCGUUCGGUGACAUCAUCAGAAUUAAAGAGUAAUAUUUUUACAAAAUAGUAAAUGUACUUUGUCAAUUAAAACAAAGCUUUACAAUCACUGGCAUGCAGUGAAUCAACCUCCCCACCCUAAAGCGACUGGACAAGAAGGUAACGUUACGGCCAGAAAGGAGAUCCUGCAGGUUCUGCCGGCUGCGAUGGUGCCAGAAAUUCAUUAAGACAGGGAAGACAGAGUCCAUCGGCAGAGGCCUGUCUGCAGUCCUAACAGCCUGGCAGAAAAUUCAGCCCGGGCCUUUGAUCCGUCAACCCGUGAGAUGCCCUCCCUCCCCAACGAUGGAGAGGAUCAAGGAACAUCCCCCGUGAACCUGCCGUCUGCUCUGUCCUAUCAGAACGGGGGGAAGAGGAAGGUCCGCACCAAGAAGAAGAAGAAGGGAUCCAUCUCAGCCAACGUGGCAGGAACCAAAUAUGAGAUCGUGCGCAUCGUGAUCGGGGAAAUGGCCUUCCUGAAGACCAGAGACGAGGACGAAACGGCCAACCUCAUCUGGAACGACUCUGCGGUGCAGCACGAGAAAAUCGCUGAGCUCAGGAACUACCAGAGAAUUAACCAUUUCCCGGGAAUGGGCGAGAUCUGCCGGAAGGACUGCCUGGCACGGAACAUGGCCAAAAUGAUAAGGAGCCAGCCGCAGGAGUACGGCUUCAUCCCCAAAACCUGGAUAUUCCCCGCCGAGUACACCCAGUUCCAGAACUACGUCAAGGAGCUGCGGAGGAAGCGCAAGCAGAAGACCUUCAUCGUCAAGCCCGCCAACGGCGCCAUGGGUCACGGGAUCUCCCUGAUCAGAAACUGCGAGAAGCUUCCGGCCCAGGACCACUUCAUCGUCCAGGAGUACCUGGACAAGCCCUUCCUGAUGGAGGGCUACAAGUUCGACCUGAGGAUCUACAUCCUGGUCACCUCCUGCGACCCCCUCCGCAUCUUCCUGUACAACGACGGCCUGGUGCGGAUGGGCACGGAGAAGUACCACGUGCCCAACGAGUCCAACCUGAAUCAGCUGUACAUGCACCUGACGAACUACUCCGUGAACAAACACAACGAAAACUUCGAGAGGGACGACACGGUGGACAAGGGCAGCAAGAGGUCCAUCGGCUGGUUCACGGAGUUCCUCCGCACCCACGACCAUGACGUGGCCAAAUUUUGGGGCGACGUUUCGGAGCUGGUGGUGAAGACCCUCAUCGUGGCCGAGCCUCACGUCCUGCACGCCUACCGCAUGUGCCGCCCCGGCCAGCCACCAGGGAGCGACAGCGUCUGCUUCGAGGUCCUGGGCUUCGACAUCAUCCUGGACCGCAAGCUGAAGCCGUGGCUUCUGGAGAUAAAUCGAGCUCCAAGUUUCGGGACGGAUCAGAAGAUUGACUAUGACGUUAAGAAGGGAGUCCUGAUCAACGCUCUGAAGCUCCUGAACAUCAGGGCCAGCGAUAAGCGGCGGAACCUGGCGCAGCAGAAGGCGGAGGCUCAGCGCCGGCUCUACGGCCAGGGCUCCAUGAAGAAGCUGUCGGCCGGGUCCUCCGAGUGGGAGAAGCAGAGGCACACGCUGGAGCGGAGGAAAGAGGAGCUGAAAGAGCGGCUGGCUCAGGUCCGCAAGCAGAUCUCCAGGGAGGAGCAUGAGAACCGACAUCUGGGGAACUACAGACGCAUUUACCCCCCGGAUGACAAGCUGCUCUUGGAGAAGUAUGAGAGCCUGCUCUCCGCCGCCUUUCAGACGUUCCUCGCCGGGCGGGCCGCCUCGCUUCAAAAGGAAAUGAAUAAUCCUCUGAAACGAAUGAAGGAGGAAGACAUCCUCGACCUCCUGGAGCAGUGCGAGCUGGAUGAUGAGAAACUCAUGGGCAAAUCGUCUCGGCAACGAGGGCCUAAGCCUCUGUUGUCCAUGCCCGAGAGCGCCCAGACGCCCAAGAAGCAGAGGGACGGCAGCAGCGCCAGCAGCUGCGGCGACAGCAGCUCGUCCGGCUCGGAGGACCAGGAGAAAGAGGACCUCCAGGAGCGCAAGGAGAAGAAGGUUUCAUACGACCUGGGGGAGAACAGGCACAAGCCGUCGGAGCGCUCCAGCAGGGUGCACUGGAAGCCUCCGGUCAAGCCCGUCAAAGCCGGCCCCUCGGCUUCCCCGACGCUGCCGGGCCCGAUCCGGCGCUCCAUCUCCUGCCCGCGCUCCAUCUCCUCGCUGACGGCGCAGUCGCCCACCGGCGAGCAGCGGGCGCCCGCCGCCAAGCCCGCCACGCCCGCCCUGCGGCCCAGCUCCGCCUCCCGCUCCCACUCCCUGAACCGCGGGGCCUCCGCCGGCAGGGUGCCCCACAGCAGCAGCCUGGGGACCAUCCAGUCCAGCAUGGGCGAGCCCAUGCUCAACUUGAGAACUAAGGAGCAGGAGGCGGAGCUGACUCGGCAGACCCUGGCCGCUCUGAGCGAAAUGAGGAUCCGCUUCCCCGGGAAGAGCGAGGAGGAGGCGGAGAUGGUCCUGGAUGACAUACUUGAUAACUGGAAAUAUCAUAAACCAAAAGUGGCCUCUUAUUGGUUGGUGAAGUUGGACUCCACAAAACAAAGGAAGGUCUUGGACAUCGUUCGCACCAACGUGCGCUCGGCGCUGCAGAGGAUCUGGAGGGAGCCCGACGUGGACAGUUUACAUUUGUACCGCCUUUUCAACCGUGUCUUUAACCGCCUGCUCUGGAGCCACGGCCAGGGGCUGUGGAACUGCUUCUCCAACUCCGGGUCGUCGUGGGAGACCAUCCUGAAUAAGAGCAGCGAGGCGGUGUCGCCGGUGGAGCUGCAGUGCUGCCAGAGGCUGGUGCAGCUGUGCCGCGACUGCCUGCUCGUGGUCUACAAGUUCGUGGCCGACUCCCGCGGCUCCCUGACCGGCCUCAGCCCGGAGUGGGACGACACCAGGUAUCUGCUGCCGGUGACCUCCCAGUUCAUUAUGAAGUGGCCUUCCUCCAGCUUCGGACGCGUCUCCUCGGCCUUGCCCCGCUCCCGCAGCCUGUUCACCACCAGGAUGGGGCAGUUCUGAGGAGAGGAGAGAAGAGGAGGGAGGGAGGGAGGGAGGGAGGGAGGGAUGGACGGAGUGCUACAAGCUGUUUCCCAGCUCUGUAGAUUGGCAGAUUUAUCUGUUCCCGGAGCCCCUCAACACUCGGCUGAGGAGGACUGGACCCCGCCCGUGUCAAAGGCCGUGCCGAACGAGAGCAAGAACGGACGGAACUGUGCACCCCCUCCCCCCCACACCGCCCCCACCCCUC